UUAGUUUAUAUAUAAAAGAAAUAUGUUGCUGCGGCUUACAUUGCUGCUGCUGACGCUGACGCUGGCGCAGAGCACGCGUCUGCCGCUGGAAGUUUAUGAGCUGACGCCAACGUCCAGCGCUGAGGAUGCCAAGCACAAGAGCUUGGAGUAUAGCAUCUAUGAAGCCAAAGAGUUGACAACAACAACAACAAGCACAACAGCAACACCUACUAUCAAAAGCACAACAACAACAAGCACAACAGUUGCACCAACAUUAACUGUUGCUGUGGUUAGCUUGUCAGCUGAGCAGCAAACAAAUCGACGUGCGCGUCAAAUGCUGCAGCAGCAACAUCAACUUGGCAACAGCAACAGGCAUGCGCAUGCUGCCGGCAAGGAUAUGCGCAUACUCUAUCAAGUGGGGGAAUCGGAAGCUGAUUUGCCCGUGUGUGCGCCCAAUGCGGUGUGCUCCAAAAUCGAUCUAUACGAAACGCCUUGGAUCGAGCGACAAUGCCGCUGCCCCGAGUCCAAUCGCUUGCCCAACAAUGUGGUGCUGCAUCAUCAUGAGCACAGUGGAGCACAUGGCGAGAGCCAAAAGUAUCGCAGCUACUUUGAGAAGGAGAAGCUCAUGCAGCACAAGCGCAUGCUGCUGGGCGAAUACAACACAGAGAAGAAAUACGAGAGUCUGCAUAUGAAGAAACUAAUGCAAAAACUGGGCGCAGUCUAUGAGGAUGACUUGCACUUGCAGUCGACUGAUUAUGCGGAGAACGAUGCGCUGCCCAGCUAUGAGGAGCUAACGGACAAUGAGCUGCCACAUGCUGCUGCACCAGCAACCAGAGGCUCAGCGCAUAUGCGUCACUCAGGACAUCGUGGACUGAAAGAGUCCUUGAGCUUCAUUGGCGGCUGUCCGAGCAGUUUGGGUGUGGAGGAUGGUCACACCAUAGCGGACAAGACUAGACACUAUAAGUUAUGUCAGCCUGUGCAUAAGCUGCCUGUUUGCAAACAUUUCCGAGAUUACACUUGGACCUUAACCACAGCUGCUGAGCUGAAUGUGACAGAGCAAAUCGUUCAUUGUCGCUGUCCCAAGAACUCGGUCACCUAUUUGACCAAACGUGAGCCAGUUGCUCCUGGCAGCGCUGCCUAUCGCUAUCUGUUCGCCUGCUCGCCUUUAACUCGUCUACGCUGUCAACGCAAACAGCCGUGUAAGCUUUUUACGGUGCGCAAACGUCAAGAGUUUCUGGAUGAAGUCAACAUCAACUCGCUGUGUCAGUGCCCCAAAGGACAUCGCUGUCCCAGCCAUCACACACAGUCGGGCGUUAUAGCUGGCGAGAGUUUUCUGGAGGAUAACAUACAAACAUAUUCCGGCUACUGCAUGGCUAAUGAUUAAGUUUAAGGCCCCCACCCCCCUCUUUAAGUUGAGUCGUGUGUACGUAAUUUUAAUAAACAUAUACAUAUGGUCUAUAUAUAGUUAAUAUUUAUAUAUGUCGACUGAGCCAAUUGAGUCUCGCCCACUAAACUAAAAUUAAAUCAGCUACAAAUACAUUUAAAGCGUGCGUGUGUUUGUGUGUGUGUGACUGUAUAAAGUUUGUUUGUAAAAUUUGCACAAAAGUACAUUUAAUAAAUAUUUAAUUAGUUCUAAGGCUCAGUUUGUUAUACAAAUCAAUUUUGUAAUGCAUAUUUAUAAAACGAAUUAUAACUGUAACAUAGCCAACACUAUACGUAUACUUAACAUACUUGUAUAUAUACAAAUACAUAUACAUAUACAUAUAUAUUAUUAUUAUACGCAGGUUCUAUAUAAUAGUGGAACAUUACAGCAACUUCAAAGAGUCAACUUUUAACUUGAAUAUAUAUCCAAUGUGUGCCAAACUAGAAUGCAGCUUUUUAGUUUUGCUUUAUUCAUUAUUCAUAAAACAGCACAAAGUAGUGGAAUGUAACAGUUUCAAACUGUCUCUAUUACGAAACACCCCCCCACCCACACAUAUUUUACAUAAUAUAAGCUUAAAUAGCAGGAGCAGCAGCAGUAGCAGCAGCAGCAAGUUACACAAAUGUGUUUGCUUUAAUGUUUUUAUAAAAAUUAAACAUAACUUUGCACUUGUAAACAUUUGUAGUUAAUCUUUAUUCCUUCUACUCUUAACUGUACUUGAGUAUUCGCGCAUAAUUUAAGUAUUCUUGUGUGUGCUUUUUUUUUACUUUUCAUUUUGUAUAAAGGCCAAAACGAGCAAAAAUAAAAUUUUAUUU
Messenger RNA from Drosophila busckii, 2214 nucleotides. RefSeq names its product protein giant-lens (gene aos). The record is from RefSeq and is a predicted model, not a curated record. Lineage: Eukaryota; Metazoa; Arthropoda; Insecta; Diptera; Drosophilidae. Bases 23 to 1363 code for a protein of 446 amino acids. The transcript is spliced from 4 exons.